Molecule: messenger RNA, 405 nt
Organism: Drosophila novamexicana
Lineage: Eukaryota; Metazoa; Arthropoda; Insecta; Diptera; Drosophilidae
Gene: Cby
Product: protein chibby homolog 1
Exons: 2
Coding region: 10-336 (108 amino acids)
Source: RefSeq, a predicted model, not a curated record
AUCUUGGAGAUGCCGUUGUUCAACAAGAAAUUCGAGUCGAAGCCCAUUCCAGCUCGUGUGAACCGCUGUAAUAUUGGUUUUCCAGUUGUUAACGAGGAAAUUGAAGAUUUUCGAAAUAUCUCCUUGAGUUUGGGCAACAAAGAGCUGCGCUUCGCUGACGGCAUUUGGAUGCAUUCGGCUCGCAAAGGGGAUGUGGAUGACAUGCUGCGUUUGAACAAGAAAUUUCGUGCCCUAGAGGAGGAGAAUAAUAUGUGCAAUUUGAAGAUAGAGGUUAUGCUGGAUUUGCUAGCUGAGCAUGCCACGGAGCUGAACGAGCUGAAGCCGAAGGACAAGUAGCUAAACUUCAAUUUGCCCGCGUGUCUAUAUUAAAGUCAAAUAAAGAGUGGGUUUUUUAUUCAAAUACAA